Lethenteron reissneri (Far Eastern brook lamprey) is the source of this 807-nucleotide messenger RNA. Its product is annotated as rho GTPase-activating protein gacV-like. NCBI's taxonomy places the organism in Eukaryota, Metazoa, Chordata, Hyperoartia, Petromyzontiformes, Petromyzontidae. The record is from RefSeq and is a predicted model, not a curated record.
CUCGCAGUGUGCAGGGCCGGAUAGCGCUGAGAUCCAGAGAAGAGGGCUCCGGAGAAUACGAUGCAAAGUCUGGAGCCACUGAGCCACGAGUGAAACCGGUGCAGCCCAGCUCACUUGCCCAGACCUCUGAAGAGGAAACAGAGGUUGUGGUGGAAAAUGAGGGAGACCAAAAGACUGAGGUGGAGGAGGAAGAGAAAACGGAGGAACAGGAUCAGGAGACAGAGGAGGAGAUGGAUAAGGGGGGAAAUAUGGUGGAGGAAGAGAAGAUGGUGGUGGAGGAGAUGAUGGUGCAGGAGGUUGAGAAGUUAGAGAAUGAGGUGACGGACGUGGAGGAGGAAGAGGAGACGGAGGAGACGGUGGAAGAGGAGCCGGAGGAGGAGGAGGAGCCGGAGGAGGAGCCGGAGGAGGAGCUGGAGGAGGAUAAGCCGGAGGAGACGGAGGAGACGGAGGAGCCGGAUAAGGGGGGAAUUAUGGUAGUGGAGGAGAUGAUGGUGCAGGUGUUUGAGAAGUUGGAGGAGGAAAAGGAGAUGAAGGAAAUGAAUAAGAAGCGAGGGUGCAUGGCUCGUGUGGGGAGAGCAAUACGCUCACUCCUCCGCCACGUGCUACUGUGCGGUGGCCGGUCCACCCCACAGUAGGGGUGGUAGUGGUGGUGGUCGUACAUUUGUGUAAACCACGACUGCUAUCACCACACCACCCACCCUCCCCCCGUGAUACACAUUUUUAGUCUAUUAGUGUAAAUAUUUGUAGUCUAUUUCUGUAUAUAUUUUGUCUAUUGCUGUACAUAUUUCCUUGGAUACAAUGCAUUUA